This is a messenger RNA of Carya illinoinensis, 660 nucleotides long. RefSeq lists its product as uncharacterized. The transcript has a single exon. The record is from RefSeq and is a predicted model, not a curated record. The coding region runs from base 1 to 660 and encodes 219 amino acids. Lineage: Eukaryota; Viridiplantae; Streptophyta; Magnoliopsida; Fagales; Juglandaceae.
AUGAACGGGGUUCCCAAAGGUUUUUUCAAAGGUGGUCGUGGGUUGCAACAAGGUGACCCCAUUUCUCAUUAUUUAUUCAUUCUUGUGGAGGAAAUCCUCUCAAGGAUGAUAAAAAAUCAGAUACAUAUGGGUAAGAUUGUUCCGUUUUAUCAUCCAAGGGGUACUCCUAUUAUUUCUCACCUUCUUUAUGCAGAUGAUAUAGUUCUUUUCUGUAAUGGGGGCAAGGCAUCCUUGAAAGCUAUUACUAAGGUGUUGAGGAAGUAUGAACAGUGGUCGGGGCAAGCAGUUAGCAAAAACAAAUCUUCUAUUUAUUUCUCUUCGCAGGUUUCUGCUUCCAGACGUCGGGCACUUCUUCGGUUUAGUGGUUUUACGGAAGGAAUUUUUCCUUUUAAAUAUUUGGGAGUUCUUAUUAUUUCUGAAAGAUUGAAGAUUGCUCGCUUUGAUGAUUUGAUUGCUAAAGUUCAGACCAGAUUGGAGGGUUGGCAAACCAGAUUGUUAUCUAGCGGGGCGCGGUUGCUUCUUAUUAAACAUGUUCUCCAAAGCAUACUUGUACAUAGUCUUUCUAUCUUAAGGACUCCUAAAGCCGUGAUUGAGAAACUGCAAAGAAUCAUUAGCACCUUUUUCUGGGGUGUCAAAGAUGGAAAAGCUAAGAAGAAAUAG